AUGUCGCCGAUAACAGUGAGACCACCCACCCUGGGCAGUCCCAUCCCCUUGCCCUAUCCGACUUUUGGCUCGAUAAUCGCAACUUCCGGCCCGUCAACAAACUACCCCAAAAUUGCAUACCGCACACCGCUGAAACAGCUCGUCAAUUUCCUCGAUAAUAAACAUGGUGCCGAUUGGUGUAUUUGGGAGUUUCGCGCCGAGGGCACAGGCUACCCCGAUUCGGAGGUAUAUGGGCGAAUCCACCACUUUCCAUUCCCGGACCACCAUCCGCCGCCUUUUGCGCUGAUUCCGAAAGUUGUGGCUAGUAUGCGGAACUGGUUGCAGCGGUUGGAUGGGUCUGAGGCGGAGGGGCAGGAGAACAAGAAGAAAGAUGAAAAGCAGAGGCAACGAAUUGCAGUCGUGCAUUGUAAGGCUGGUAAGGGACGUAGCGGGACAAUGGCCUGCUCGUACCUAAUUAGUCAGGAGGGGUGGAAGAUGGAGGAUGCGCUGCAGCGUUUCACGGAGCGCCGGAUGAGGGUCGGCUUUGGGUCUGGCGUCAGUAUACCCAGUCAGCUGCGGUGGGUGCGGUAUGUGAAUCGAUGGACGAACGAGAUGGGAAAGAGGUACGUGGAGCGGCCGGUUGAGAUCCUCGAGAUCCAUGUCCGGGGGUUGCGGGAUGGCGUCAAGGUUGCGGUCGAGGGAUACGUGGAGAAUGGGCAAAAGAUCAAGCAGUUCCAUAUGUUCCACAAGGAUGAGCGAACUUUCAUGUCGAGUGAUACUUCGCAGUCGCAGUCGCAGUUGCAGUUGUCCAAUAAUACCAGCGACGACGAAAACAAUGGCAACAGCAGCAGCAGCAACGACAACCUCAAGAAGCCCGGUCCCAUACAGAAACUCAAGGCAACCAAGACCUCUCACUCAAGCAUCCAAGGACAAGGGCAAGAACCCAUAUCCGCCACCGAAUCUGAUUCCUCCCUCUUCCCAUCUACCACGCCCGCCUCCACCUCAAGCCCUACAACACCCACAACAACAAAUACCUCUCAACCGCCUCAGAAACACACUCACGCCGUCCUCCUCAGACCCUCGUCACCCUUACUUCUACCUUCUCCUGACAUAAACAUCGACUUCGAGCGCCGCAGCAAAGCUGCCUCCUACACAGGGCUGGCAAUGGUCACCUCCAUCGCCCACGUGUGGUUUAACCCGUACUUCGAAGGUGGCGAUCAGUACGAUUCUGGCGUCUUCGAGAUUGAGUGGGACGCUAUGGACGGUAUAAAGGGCACGUCCAGAAAGGGAAUCAAGGCGCUUGAUCGGCUGAAGGUUGUUUGGCGGUAUGCGGAUGAUAGUACAACAGAAGUUAAGGAUGCGCACGCAAAGACGAGGCCCGUUUCCAGGGGUGUGGUGACGGAACCGAAGCCUGGUGAGCCGAUUCCGGAAACGGUAGUCAAGGAUUGGAGGUUGAAGGAUAAGAACAAAGGGGACGGGAACGAUACGGAAGAGGACAAGGUCGAUAGUAGCGCAGAUGAGGGAAGCGUUGGGAGCGUUGGAACUGCGCAGAAGAGGGAGAAUGUCCCUUUGCGAGAGGGAGACGAGGAAGAGAAGGAUGAUGAUGCGAAAGAAAAAGGCAAAAAUGACAGUGGUGAGUCGAAGUAG
Aspergillus mulundensis is the source of this 1626-nucleotide messenger RNA. Its product is annotated as putative phosphatidylinositol-3,4,5-trisphosphate 3-phosphatase. Gene Ontology annotation, molecular function: phosphatidylinositol-3,4,5-trisphosphate 3-phosphatase activity; protein tyrosine phosphatase activity; protein tyrosine/serine/threonine phosphatase activity. Gene Ontology annotation, biological process: negative regulation of cell population proliferation; phosphatidylinositol 3-kinase/protein kinase B signal transduction; phosphatidylinositol dephosphorylation. The transcript is spliced from 2 exons. The record is from RefSeq and is a predicted model, not a curated record. Lineage: Eukaryota; Fungi; Ascomycota; Eurotiomycetes; Eurotiales; Aspergillaceae. The coding region runs from base 1 to 1626 and encodes 541 amino acids. Gene Ontology annotation, cellular component: plasma membrane; cytosol; nucleus.